AUGGAUUAUAUUCUCAUAAGGCCUGGAAACAGUGGAGGGAGAAUCAUCGGAAUUCUCUCGCUAAAGCUUUUCUCGCUAAUUUGCAAGUUUCAUAGGUGUUCUCUACCGCCAGGUGGUUUGGUUCAUGCGGUGGUUAAUAGAAUAUGGGGAAGAAGCUGUAAGAUUAGCUGUAAGAAAAUUGGUGAAUCAUCCUUCAUGUUUCAUAUCCCCCACGAACCUACUCGUCAUUGGGUUGUUCAGCGUGGGGUCUGGCAUAUUGACGAUUGCUUACUCUUUGUUCUUCCGUGGACUCCUGAAGGCUCUUUCAAAAUUCCUGAAAUCUCUACGCUUCCGGUCUGGGUCACUUUGAAAAACAUUCCUGAUUGUUGCUAUUCUAGAUUAGGGAUAAGUCAUGUUGCUUCAGGGUUGGGAGAACCGAUUCUUACUCAUAAACCUCGACUUGAUCCUACCAGCAUGGGAGAAGCAAAGGUUUUAGUGGAGAUGGAGCUGGAUAGAGAUUUUCCGAAGCUUAUUGCACUAGAUGAUAAACAAGGUAGCAUAUUUCUUGUUAAUGUUGAGUACACGUGGAUUCCAUCAACAUGUGAGAGAUGUGGUAAUCUUGGCCAUAAAGCCAAGAGGUGCCUCUUGCCUCCAAAGCUGGCUAGUGAUCCAACCUUGCAGCCUCAAACAACAGAUGUUCGAAGUGAGAUCCGUGUUGUGGAUAUUGAUCUUAUCUUACAACAAAAGGACUGCUCGACAUCUACUCCAGAAGUGUUUCAGAGUACUACCAGCAAGUUAGAUGGACAGGGAGUUACUGUCCCCAUUCCCGCUUUACCCAGUGUGGAGGAUGUUCAUGACCUUCCUUCAGGUACUUCAGUUAUUUUAGAUGGUACUGGAAACCAAAUACUUGGAACUUCAUUCACUUCUUCUCACUUACAACAAGAGAAGCCAGCUGAUCUUUCUAACCCAGUGCCCACUUUGCCCAGAUUAGUAGAUUCAUCAUCUACUCCCAUUGUUACACAGAUUAUGGAAUCUUUUCCAUCAAGCAAUAUCAACACCGAGGUCCUUGGAUCUUUCGUUGUUGGUCCUUUAACCACAACUCCGAACCAUUGUGUAUUUCAGAGUCCUUCUGGUUCAACAGUGAUAGGAGAUGGGGAUGAAGUUGAAAUUGAGCCUUCAAGCUCGUUCAGUUUGACUAGAGGUGGGAGGGAAUCAAAACCUCCUAUCAAAUAUGAAAACAUGGAGUGGAAGACAGUUCGAGGGAGAGGAAAGCGUGACCGUCGAGGCCGUGGCUCCUAUCAUUAG
Molecule: messenger RNA, 1284 nt
Organism: Brassica rapa (field mustard)
Lineage: Eukaryota; Viridiplantae; Streptophyta; Magnoliopsida; Brassicales; Brassicaceae
Molecular function (GO): nucleic acid binding; zinc ion binding
Source: RefSeq, a predicted model, not a curated record